This is a messenger RNA of Acytostelium subglobosum LB1, 2526 nucleotides long. RefSeq lists its product as hypothetical. The record is from RefSeq and is a predicted model, not a curated record. Gene Ontology annotation, molecular function: guanyl-nucleotide exchange factor activity. The transcript is spliced from 3 exons. Gene Ontology annotation, cellular component: plasma membrane. The coding region runs from base 1 to 2526 and encodes 841 amino acids. Gene Ontology annotation, biological process: Ras protein signal transduction; positive regulation of GTPase activity. NCBI's taxonomy places the organism in Eukaryota, Evosea, Eumycetozoa, Acytosteliales, Acytosteliaceae.
AUGGAUACAUGCUUGGACAGUGUUGCCACAGCCACAGCCACAGUUACCACUAUUGCCACAGCAACAAACAUGACAACUACCACAGCUACAUCCACAACAACAACAACAACAGCAGGAGGCACAAAAUUUCCAAAGAAUGCUGGAAAGCCCCCUCUUCACAGGUCCCCUUGUAUAUUGUCUAAAAGCGAGACGUUCAUCGAUGAACUGGCAUCAUUAUCUUUCUCGAGUGCUGGCGACAAGUCAGAGACAGCCACUCACUCUUCACCCUCACCCAACAACUUCAACAACCAAUCAACAUCACCUCCUUGCUUAUCAACAUCGACAUCAAUCAAUGCGUUGAAUACAUUACUAAAGUUGGUUAGACAACAGUCACCACCAGUGCUGUCGCCUCGCUCACCUUCUCGCCGCUCUUCAAGGUCCAACUCUAUAUACGACCUGAGGCUGACAGACCUCGAGCAGCUUGGCAGUCAAUCAUCUCUAGCAAGCUCACGCAAUAGCUUCAGAGCACGUAGUGUCAGCGAGGUCGUCUUCAACACUUGGGACUCUGCAGACAUUGACAGCUUGCUGAAUGACGACCUGUCGCCCGACCCCUCGCUGCCCAGUCCGCCACUCAGUCCUCCAACUUCGUCUACACCGCCACCAACAACUGCACAAGGAGCUAGCAGUGCGCUAAAGGACUCUACAUCAUCUGCUACGACUACUUCAUCAUCAAUAUCAACAACACUCAAUGGUGCAGACCAGCCCGCUGGCGUAAUACAUGAACGAAAGAAGUCUGCGUCGGUAGUGCCAUCGAAGGAUCUCACGCUAGACGACAACAACCUGGUGGUGGCUGGCACUAUCGACCGAAUGGUCGCUCUACUCACAGACAUCUCAUCGUACACUGGCACUCAGUAUGUCGAGGACUUCCUCUUCACCUAUCACUACUUCAUGAAGGACGAGGAGUUGCUUGCGCGCCUCGACUACCGCUUCAACAACCCUCUCAACACGGAGCAGCUCGCUACACUGUCGCCCGAGUAUCAACAGCAGAUCACUCAACAUGUCAAGCUGCGCGUCGUCAAUGUGCUCAAGAAGUGGGUCGAGGGACACGGCUACGACUUCCAGAAUCCCGACCUUAUACUGCCGCUCAGCAAGCUGCUCGACCAGCUCGUUGCCUUCAAUCCAAAGUGGGGCAAUCACAUCAAGCGAUCACUAUCCAGCAACGUCGUGCGACUGUUCUCUGAGGACAACCGCAAGGAGACUCGACUCAAUCUCAAGAACCUGGUCUACAUCAACGUGGACAUGGAGACGUACGCUGAGCUAAUGUCGCGCGGUCUGCCGCUCAAAGUUCGCAAGAAGAACUUUGUCUCGAUCAAGAACUCGUUCAUUGGUCGCGAGGCAGUCGAUUGGAUACAGAGCACGCUGGAGUUGGAGACACGUGAUCAAGCCGUUCUGAUACUUCAACGGAUGAUGGACCAGGACCUGAUCAAGCACUAUUCUGAGCGCGGUGCCAGCCGCGUGAGCAUGUCUCUUGCCAACGCGGAGAGCCCGCCUGUGCCAUCCUCCCCGCUCUCACUGCGGUUCUCGCUGCCGCUGUCCUCUGAUCGUCCUGCGGGAUCGGUCAAGAUCUUCCGUGACCAAGACACCGUAUACUACUUCCCAAAGGAUUGGGCACCAAGGCUAGAGGCUACCGACUUUCCUCAGCCGAUCGUGUCGCGAAUCGAUGGCAACAGUACAUUCUUGGAUGUUAGUCCUGUGGAGAUUGCUAGACAACUGGUCAUAAUAGAGUUCAGUCUAUUCAAACUGAUAACGCCAUCCGACCUCUACCAUCAAUCAUGGAACAAGCCCAAUGCUGACAUUCGAUCUCCAAACCUCAUGAAGUUCAUUGAGAGGUCCAACACUCUUAGCUACUGGGUGGCGACUGAGAUAGUGUUGUCCAAUGAUAUGAAACAAAGGACCAAGGUCCUAAAGAGGUUUAUAAUAAUUGCCAGUAUACUUAGGAAGAUGAAUGCUUGGAAUCCUUUGAUGGGCAUUAUGUUGGGAUUGAGCCUUGGCAGUGUGCAGAGACUAAAGAGGACGUGGGAGACACUGCCCAAGCAUGUGUUGGAGUUCUACGAGGUGUUGUCUAAAGAGACAAGUGCCACACAGAACUAUGCCAACUAUCGCAAGGCACUCCAAACGCCAACAUAUCCAUCCAUACCAUACUUUGCCAUCUACCUCCGCGACCUCACAUUUAUCGAAGAGGGCAACAAUGACUACCUCUCCAACGGCUUUAUCAACUUUACUAAGAUGAAGAUGAUAUCCAAGGUGUUGACAGAAAUUCAUCGCUUCCAAUCAGUUCCAUACAGGCUCAUAAAGAUUGAACCUGUCCAGCAAAUAUUAACGAAUCCAUCAGUUGUCCUCAAGGACAUUGAGGUAAGACAUUUGGAUGGUGGAAUGAAUCAGCGCAGCAUACUAACGCGCCAACAACAGUUGUACAAAGCAUCAAAGAUACAAGAGGAUACUAUUAGGUCAGUCUCAAAGUUGAAGCUCAAUCACAACAAGAAAUGA